Vollenhovia emeryi is the source of this 752-nucleotide messenger RNA. RefSeq names its product lisH domain-containing protein FOPNL. NCBI's taxonomy places the organism in Eukaryota, Metazoa, Arthropoda, Insecta, Hymenoptera, Formicidae. Gene Ontology annotation, cellular component: centrosome. Gene Ontology annotation, molecular function: protein binding. The record is from RefSeq and is a predicted model, not a curated record. Gene Ontology annotation, biological process: microtubule anchoring. Bases 188 to 568 code for a protein of 126 amino acids. The transcript is spliced from 3 exons.
CCAGGUAACAUAUGGUCCGACGGUGAGUACGGGGGUGGGGGGAGGCCCGGCGACAGGAAUGAGAAAUUGUUGAAACUUUUAAACUGGUAGGCGCCUGGCGGUACUCGUUCUCCCUCGGUACGAUCGAUUUUUCCCCGUCUUUUACACUUGGAAUUUCUGAAAGAUAUUGAAUGAGACGUAGGGUGAAAUGGCGACGGAGAAGGAUUUAGUGAAUGCUGUACGAGAAUCGCUAAAGGCUGAUGGAAAUCUCGAUCGGAUGAAAGCAGAAAUGCGCACGGAAGUGAUGAAACUGCUCGACUGUUCCGGCAAGGAGAGCAAAUCGAGAACUGUUAAAGCUCCUCACGAUAUCGUUUUCGUCAAUGAACUCGUCAGAGAAUAUCUCGAUUGGAUGGGUUAUAAAUAUAGCUCUACCGUAUUUAUCGCAGAAUGCGAUCUCCCCAAGCAUUGCUUGGAUCGCAAGCUUCUUGCGCAGGGCUUGGGAGUAAAAGACAACGAAAAGAGCAGAGACCUACCGUUGUUGUGCGGCCUCGUGCAAACGUUCACUAGCUUGAAAAAUGUCCAAGUGUAAAAUCUACACGAGCGUGCGUCAUUCAACAUUCAGUUGAGAUUUUUUAAAUGCUAUUUAUUUAUUUCCUAUUCGUAUGUUGCACACAUACCAAUUUCGCGCCUGGACGUCUUUGUGCAUACAAGCUUGAAAACGCAGCGCAAACUUUGAUUGCUAUACUUGUUGCAAUAAAUGAUGAAAAACGUAA